CAUACAUAGAGCGUUGUUGUCACCGAAACAGCGUCAGCUGUUCAACGGUCAACGAGCAGAUGCACUUUUAGGUCGUUAGUGCUAUUAUAACUACUUUGGACUCCCUACAGCCAUGGCAACGGCGCACUCCGCGUUAACCGUAGCUGUGUGCGUCCUGAUGAUCACAGAGCUCCUUCUUGCCGAGCAGGACUACUAUGAAGUCCUGGGUGUGCCCAGAGACGCGUCUGAACGUCAGAUCAAGAAAGCGUUCCACAAAUUGGCUAUGAAGUAUCACCCAGACAAGAACAAGAAGCCAGACGCUGAGACAAAGUUCAGAGAAAUUGCUGAGGCAUACGAGACGCUGUCCGACGCCGAGCGGAGACGAGAGUACGAUCAGUUGAAGACGUUCUCCCGAAGGAGAGCAGGACCGGACGACCAGUUCCGCCGGCCGUUCACCUUCGACUUUGAGGACAUAUUCCGAGACUUCGACGUUUUCGGCCGGCAGAAGACGCACUUCGAGAGCCAUUUCCACGCACACGAGGAGGCGCACCGAAGGCACAGCCAGCACUUCCACACUUCCUUCGGCGGCGGCGACCUGUUCGAAGACGUGUUUGCAGACGGCUUCUCGUUUGACGGACAGGUGGGCGGAGCCGGGAGCAGCUUCCAGGGCUCUGCCAGGCAGCGGCAGCACUGCAGGACAGUCACGCAGCGCAGGGGAAACAUGGUGACCACGUACACAGAGUGCUCCUGAUCCCACACUGCGCUUGCAAUGCUGGGGAUGCAUUGGUCCCGUGUUUUAACGUAGCGUCUAGCGAUCGCUCAGGAUUCACUGAGCCAGUGUUGGUAACGUUUGUCAGAGCUGCAUACAGAGUAAUGUAAUAUGCAGCAGUGGGCAUUUUUUUGCAGAAGGGUCUAAGUAAAGGAUAUUUAAUAUAGCUGCGCUCAUGAUGGCUUUCUAAGGGAGACGUGGUUUUAGCGCUGUGGUUGGACGUUUCCAGUCACUGGGGUAAACAAACAGUGUUGAUAUAUGUGCAAAAAGGUCUUGCUUUGCUAAAGCAUCAUGAAUUAGAGCCCUUCUUUAUAAGUGUUAUCAAAAAGUGUAAUACAAUUUGUUUGACAGGGAAAAGGAAAAGUUUAAUAAUGCAUUAAUAAAUAGGCCAGAUAGGUUUUAAAGAUAAACUUGGCUUCAGGCUGUUAUUUAAAUGCACACUGUCUCAAGAUGUAUCUCACCUAAUGCAAAAAUACCGUAAACAAUUAAGGUGAUCAGCAAGAUUGUUUUGCCAAGAUUCUCAUGAUGGUUGUCGUUUCAUUUUUAGACAAUCUCUUUUUAAAAGUAUUACUGGGGCUUGAAGGCAGAUGCUUAAUGAAUCCAUGGUCUGUUUAGCCUUUUGGGUGGGAAAAAAAAAUCAAGUUUGUCUCCAUCAGUCAGAAUGUACAUAUUUUUUUCAAUUAGACUAUUUCUUUUACAGGUUUUAUUUGCUUAAUCUCUUGUUGGAUGUUGCACAAUGUUUAAAAAUGAGGAAGUUGUUUACAAUGAGCUGCCUAUUAAUUGUUAUUUCCUGUAACUUCUUUUCAUCUAUGCACAGUGGGGCCUCAGAGCAGCGCCUCAUCUCGGCUAGGGCCAUAGUAACUGAGUCAGGGGACAGGACUUACCAUAUUGGGUCACUUUUGCACCAAGUGUGGGUUUGUCCCAUUCAUUGGCAGCGGUGCCCAUCUCCAGUCCUGAAGACCCAAAACAGUGCUGAGCUUAGUUCCAAUGCACCUUAUUUUGACCUUCAGAUUCUACUGCAGAUUAAUUUAGCAGGUGCAUUAGGACUAGAGCUAAACCCAGCCGGGCUGUAGAGCUUCAGGUUUGGGGUUGGCAUAACAGAAGCCAUCAGAGGAAGGACACUUGAGUCUAUCAUGUCUGUACUAAAUCCCCAGCCCACUCAGCUUUGCCCUAGGGCUGAACCAGUCUCCACUGGGCUGGCUAAGCCACUCCCACUGUUUUUUUUACACCCAUCAUUCUUAAACAGGUGUUUUGGCUCUUAGACUAGGUGUACACCUCUAAAAAUACAAUAAUGACCCUUGGUACUCCUUUUACUUCACAAGAGUGAUAAUUAAAUGACCCCACAAGCUUUUGUGUCCCAUGUACUGUAUGCGUUUGGUGGGAACAUAAAUUAGUCCAACAGUUAGCCCUCCCAUCAGUAUGAGUGUGAGAGCGUUUGUGUGUGAGGGUGUGUUUUCCCCUAAAGAAAGUCAAAACCUUCCAUUCAUGUUAGCAGCUGCAGUUGUUUCCCAGGGUUGCUCUGAGCGCUCCUUCUCUAUACCAGUCGUUACCUCUUGUCAUAGCUUUGAUGAUGACGUGCAAUAUUUUAACGAGAACUUCAUGUGUUUGUGUUUUUUUUUUUUAUUUUUGCAUGUGCCGUUUUAGAAACGGUUCUAAAAUAUAAUUAAAUAAUUUAUGAUUGCACGAAUGCCUUCCACCCCCCUAAGCUAAGGGUUCUUUGGGGUGUACUUAUUUAAAGUUCUAGGGUUGUUUGUUUUUUGGUUGGUUCCAUAAAAUCUGCAUUGUAAAAUGUC
Messenger RNA from Electrophorus electricus (electric eel), 2541 nucleotides. RefSeq names its product DnaJ heat shock protein family (Hsp40) member B9b (gene dnajb9b). Gene Ontology annotation, cellular component: endoplasmic reticulum. Lineage: Eukaryota; Metazoa; Chordata; Actinopteri; Gymnotiformes; Gymnotidae. The record is from RefSeq and is a predicted model, not a curated record. Gene Ontology annotation, biological process: ERAD pathway. Gene Ontology annotation, molecular function: misfolded protein binding; protein-folding chaperone binding.